CGCAAGGGGGGGGGGUCUCUAGGGUGACAGGAAGGUGGAGCCGGUAGUGGCCGGUGAGGGAGGCUAUGGAGGAGCGAAGAGCCGCGGCUGGGACGGAGGCCACCGCAUCCUCUCUUGAAUGAAGGGAAGUCGCGGUCGCCGAGGGAAGCGGCUGUCCCUCGGCUUGAGCCGCGUCGCCUCCACGUCCGCUCGCCUCCGCGCUGGACAAGGUGAAGUCUUUCAUCAUGGCAAUUACACAGUUCCGUCUAUUUAAAAUUUGUACAUGCUUGGCAGCAGUACUAUCUUUUUUUAAAAGAUUGAUUUGCAGGACUGGAAGAGGACGAAAGCUUAGUGGAGACCAAAUAACUUUGCCAACUACUGUGGAUUUUUCAUCUGUUCCGAAACAACCAGAAGUAGAAGAUUGGUCUUCAUGGGAUGAAGAUGCCCCUACAAGUGUGAAAAUUGAAGGUGGCAACGGCAGUGUAGCCAAUCAACAAAAUGGAUUGGAAGAAAUGGAGCCUGAUUACUUUAAGGACAUGACACCAACAAUAAGGAAAACACAGAAAAUCAUUGUUAAAAAACGUGAACCUUUAAAUUUUGGCAACCAAGAUGGUAGUGCCGGAUUUUCAAGUAGAUUAGCAGCUACACCAGAUGUUCCUUUUAUUCAUCAAUCUCCAGAACUAGGAGACUUGGAGACAUGGCAGGAAAACAAAAAUGCUUGGGAAGAAGAGGAAGAUGCUUCCUGGCAAGCAGAAGAGGUUCUGAGGCAGCAGAAAAUGGCAGAAAGAGAAAAACGGGCAGCUGAGCAACAAAGGAAAAAAAUGGAGAAAGAAGUACAGCGGUUAAUGAAAAAAGAACAGAACAAAAUUGGUGUGAAGUUGUCUUAAUGCCACUUGUUAUGCCUGCAAAGGGAAAGAAUUCAGUUUCCACAGCAUUGCAUCAUUUUCUAAUGAUCUCAGUAUUUAAUAGAACUAAAGUUUUCUGUUUCAUUUUUGAAGUCAUCCAGGAAAAACAGUUCAUAAUUCCUUAGUGUAUCUUCAGCUGGACGGUUGAAAUGACAGAAGCCUCAUUGCACUCAAUUCCUCUAGGACAGGACGGGGUUUUGUGCUGAAGCUGGAUUGCAUUGCAUUCCUUGCAAAGAGAUACUGCUAUGUAAAUUCUUCAGCUGCCUGUUUUGAAGCUAAAUUAAAAAAAAAAGGUGUAAAUAAUUGAAUGAUGGCAAUCUAUUCUAUUGUCUAUUACGCUUAUUACUGAAAAGACUAAUUAAAUGAUUUUAAACAAA
Molecule: messenger RNA, 1261 nt
Organism: Crotalus tigris (Tiger rattlesnake)
Lineage: Eukaryota; Metazoa; Chordata; Lepidosauria; Squamata; Viperidae
Gene: EBAG9
Product: estrogen receptor binding site associated antigen 9
Exons: 7
Coding region: 225-866 (213 amino acids)
Cellular component (GO): secretory granule
Source: RefSeq, a predicted model, not a curated record